UACCGGUUACGUUUUACUGCAUCAGCCAUAAUGUUGUAGCUGGAUUUCAUUACUGUUGUGUAGCUGUCACUUUCUCACUGGUUUGUCUUGUGAUCGUCAUCUUGCUGGUCAUGGAAAAUGCAGUGAGAAACAACGAAAUUGUUGGGAGAUGUUUGGACAUGUGUCCAGAGAGAGAAAGGAAAACGCGGGAGUUGCAGGAGAGACUUCAUCCAUUGGAGGUUGCACCUGGCGUCAAUCCAAAAAGCGCAAAUGCCAGUCACAUGACCAUGAUCAAAGAGUACUCCAGACCAGCCGCAGGGAAAGCUGAUGCCGUUGCCUCUGACCUUCGACCGCCAGAAGUGUUACUGGAGACCAUGCACUACAUGAUAACAAAGCUAUUACAAAGAAGUGACCAGUCUUUUGUGACGCAGUAUGACUUCAUAUUUGACCGAACGCGCAGCAUCAGACAAGACCUGGUGAUUCAACGAGCCAGCGGAGUAGAGUGCAUGCAGAUCCUUGAGCUCGCAAUAAGAUUCCAUUUGUACUCGGGAUACAGGUUAUGCACAGAACACGUGUCUCGAUUUGACGGAAAAAUCAACAAUGACCACACCCAAGAGUGUCUUAAGAGACUCCUGGUCAUGUACCAAGAUGCUGAGACGGACGGUAGCACCACAAGUCCCAACCGAGAAGAGUUUGAGGCACUUUAUCUCAUCUUUAAUCUUGGAUCACCAGAAGCUUUAAGACAUGCGCUUUCUCUACCUGUCGGAGUCAGGCAGUGCCCCAGCGUCCGGCUUGCCCUCCGUAUCCACAGUGCACACCUUCAAGGUAACUUCAUACGAGUCUGGAGACUAGGCUCCCAAUGUGAUUACAUACAAAGCUGCGCCCUUCAUCGUCAUCUCAGGCUGGCUAGAUGGCAAGCUCUUCAAAUCCUGAACACGGCCUACAGCAGUAAGAAUCUGCGCUUUCCAGUGAGAGUCUUGUCCAAAUGGUUGGUGUUUGACUCUGAUAAUGACACCAUAGAGUACCUCGAAUUAUGUGGGCUCGAAGUCAAUGACAGAGGCGUGGCCUUCCACAAGAGUACUCCUGUUGCAGCAGAAGCUAUAGUAAGUGGCAACUUGACGGGUGCACUGUUGGGUUUGGAGAAGAGUAAAGUCGUUCCAAUCCUCAAGUUUAAAAGAAAAUUUAUCCUAAGUGAAUGGUACAUCACUUUUGUUUUUGUUCAACUCUGCACGGUUAGGCAUGGUGGCAUGCCACCUCAUUGGAAGUGCAGUAAACUGGUCGACUCCAAGCAGGGCAGUUUCCUAAGCCAUGACCUCAUCAUGGGAUGUGAACAACCAGGUCGAAGGUCAGAGGGUAAAUACCCAUCCCCAAACUACCCUGAAAGGUGACAUAAAUACAAAAACCAUAUGCCAUGUCACCUGUGACAUUUUCUUGAUUUGUGCAAUUCAUAAUCAUCUAGGUGUUAACCAUCGUACAAAGAAACAUGGGCUUACGUUUUCACAUUAUUUUUUAGACCAACAAGAAUACACUCAGUAAGACACUCGCUUCGUAGCUUCCACAUCUUUAUCAAGUGAUACACACAGAUGCAUGGUGGUUAGUCUUACAGCUCACAAAUUUAUAACGUUACAAAUUAAUUUAUAAGUACACUAUUUAUAUAAUACAUAAAUCGAGUUGGGGUGGUUUCUUGCCCAAAGGAAUGGUGCUGUCGGUUGGACACAGGUGUUUUUUCCCAUGGCUAUGGCUAUGGCUAUUGCUACAGCUGCUGAUUCAUCCAAUAUGAAAUCUUGUGUAAAAUUCACUUAUUUUCAAGAUGGCUGAUGGAGCCAGAGCUGUAGCCAAGUCUCCGUGUACACAGCCCAACUUUAUAAAGCUGUUAAGCAGAAAAUAGUGCUUAGCAAAUUUCUUUGCUAGACAAAACGAAAAUUAUUUAAGAACCAUUGACACCAAUGUUAACUCUAUGUGAAAUUUCGGCAGGUAAUCUGUUUCGGCUAAGCAAGAUUUAUUUGCGCUUAGCAAGUUUGUGUGGAUACAGGGUUUAUGACAAUCAGUCACUAUACCCCAAGUCUGUCCCCAUAUUGUAAAACUUGUACCACUACUUAUGACGAACCCAUGAAAUGUCAUCCUUCAAAAGUGUUUACUGUACUUUACUUUAAUAUAAAACACUGCCUGCAUAUGUCAGUAGAAGUGUAUGGUUGUAAAUAUGCAAUAGCCGAAUGACUUGGGCUCAAAGAAAUAUUUUUAAAUUGUCAUCAAAUGUAUAUUAUGAUUUUGUUUUCCCCGCCAAAUUUGUAAUUGUGUUACAAGUGUUUUUUUUAAUACAUAACAAGCACAAACCUGGGCAAGUUCUAGUCAAGCAAAACAAAAGUUUGCUUUGUUUCUUCCCGUAAAAGUAAUACUGUUUGUAAACUUCUAACAGCAGCAACAUACAAGCAGAUAGUUAAAGAAUUAUUUAAAAUAUAAGUGUAAAAUCAAGAGCUACAAAUGCUACAGUGAUACGAGUCCUCUACUUAACUUUAUACAAAGGGAAAACACAAUUUGAUUAAUAACAAUAAGGUUUUCAUACAAUACUUUUUAAAUCUAUUCUUUUUGAAAAAAAGGAAUUACAUUUAUUUUUUAUUUUUUUCAGAAUUAAAAAAGUAAUUCUUAAAAAUUAAUCUUUCCCCUAUUUAAAACAUGUUUCAACCCGUAUUAUUACUAAACGAUGUAGUAAAGGUCCUUAAAUGUUUACACAAGUUUUUUUUACAAGCACAAAAUAUUACUAAAUAUUUUGAGUAACCUACAUUGUUGUAUUUUUAAAUUUAAA
Messenger RNA from Asterias rubens (European starfish), 2782 nucleotides. RefSeq names its product SAC3 domain-containing protein 1-like. The record is from RefSeq and is a predicted model, not a curated record. Gene Ontology annotation, cellular component: centrosome; nucleus; spindle. Lineage: Eukaryota; Metazoa; Echinodermata; Asteroidea; Forcipulatida; Asteriidae. Bases 111 to 1367 code for a protein of 418 amino acids. The transcript is spliced from 9 exons. Gene Ontology annotation, biological process: spindle assembly; centrosome duplication.